This is a messenger RNA of Meloidogyne enterolobii, 462 nucleotides long. Lineage: Eukaryota; Metazoa; Nematoda; Chromadorea; Rhabditida; Meloidogynidae. The record is from the annotation of a GenBank genome assembly.
GGUGGCUCUGUAUUAAUGUUGUGUUCUCUAGUAUUUCCUUCACUUUUUUAUCUUUUUUUGAAUGCUGCAGAAAUUAAAUCAAACGAAAAACCAAUUAAAUAUAAAAUAAACAACAAUGGAUUAAAUAUAAAUAAACAGGGGGAAGAAGAGGGGGAGGAAGAAGAAGAUUGGGAAAUUGCUAAUUGGAAAGAUGUUGUUGAAAGAACUGAUAAAUUAACUUUAUUUGGUUAUAUUUUUAUUAUUAUUUUUGGAAUAUGUGGAGGUUUAGCAGCAACAUAUUCAGCAAUUCGUUCACUUUCUGUUACCCAUUUUGUCCCUCCCUGUUAUUUAUCUUCAAUAGCUAAUGGGAAAGAACCAAAUGCUGGGGGACAUGUUAAUUGUUGUGGAAAAUAUCAAAAUAUUUCUGUUUUUGGUUUACAAGAAGAAUAUUGUUCUCCUUCUAAUUUAGAUUUUUAUUCUUAA